GAUAGGGCCCGUGCGUCCUUACUCCUUGCGCGCGCGUCGACUGGCCAGUACCGCGCCGUCGUCCGCGCCGGCCGGCCGUCUCGACCGUUCUCAAACUUGUGACCGUCCAAAAUGUUGACAACCACCGUCCUACUGCUCACGCUGCAGUACGUUGCAGCCGACAUACCUUCAUACAUAAAGGUCUGUCCACGAAAUGAUCCUAACGUGGACAAGUGCAUCAUGAACUCAGUGGAGGAGCUUCGUCCGAAAAUGAUUAAGGGUAUCCCGGAGCUGGAUGUGCCAGGGCUGGAGCCGCUUAGCCUGGGUCAGAUCGCGCUGGCGCGUGGGCCUCAAGGCGCCAAGCUGACGGCUGUGGUCAACGACGUCAAAGUUCGGGGACCUAGCAACUUCAUCAUUGAGGAACUAAAGUCUGACCUGGAUAAAAACCGAUUUGAUUUCAAAUUGCUACUGCCCAAACUGGACUUCACCGGGAAAUACAAGAUGGAUAUCCAGGUGCUGCUCUUACGGCUUCAGGGCAGAGGGAACAUCACUGGCACCUUCAAGGACUACGCGUGUAACGUCACCAUGAGAGGGCACAAGGAAAUGAGAGGAGAAGAAGAAUAUCUCCAGUUCGACCCCUUCAGGGUCAAGCUGCGUGUUGGUCAAUCCUCAAUCUGGCUCACCAACCUCUUCGACGGCGAUCCAGUGCUCGGGCCUGCCACCAACCGAGUAAUCAACGAAAAUUCCAACGUCUUCCUACAAGAAAUAAGUCCGGUCCUAGAACGCAGCCUUGGGGAGCUCUUCACAGAAAUGGCAAACAAAAUAACAUCCAAGUUUACAUACAAAGAACUGUUCCCGUGAUCGAAGGCAUUCUAGUUUAUAACAUCUCUUGUGAUUUUGAUGCUAAUUAUAAGAUAGUACACGUUAGGUCUUUAGAUCAACCGAAAUGUGAUAGUAUUUUUUACACGGGAUUGUCAUUCUUGAAGGAGUUAAGACUUAAUUGUAUGAAUUAUGAUAGUUUAGUUCGUAAGUUUUUAUACUUUUUUAUGCGUAAAAAGUUAAUUAUUAAUAAUAAUGUCUUCAGCUUUAGAGUCUCUUAUUAUUAUAAGUAUAAAUUACAAAUCACUUUACCUUACUCUUUUUUUUAAUAAUUUUAAAGUCUAAAAAUUUGAGUGCAACACUUUUGCAUAUUUAACUACUUUAUUUCUGAUGUUUCAUAUAUUUUAUGAGAUAUUGGCAAAGUAAAUAAUGUGUUACAUAGCAAAUAGUAGAAGGGGUAAUAGGACAACAUGAUACUUUUCUAUUUUACGCUUAGGUAAAUUCUAACACCGUGUAUUUUCUUUGGAAAUUUCCAUCUUUUAGGAUCCAGAAUAGCUUUUCCAAUCAAGUAGAAAUAAUAAAAGUUUAGUAGAAAUAUAAAUUGAGUAAAAAGUAUCAAAAUUGUAAAUGAUUAUUAAAUCACAAAUUAUUAAAAUUGUGAUCUGUAAAAAUGCUCAUUUUAAUUUACGUUUUGUUAGAAUUUAGCUGAUCUGGAUUUACAAUUAUUUUAUACUUUUUUUAAUACCAAAUAAUAUGACUUACUUGAAUUACUUCAUUGGAUUGAAUCUUGAUUUUCAAUACUCUAAGGUUUGUAAAUACUAUUUUAGUAGAUGCUUUAAAUUCACAGAAACCAGCUGACCGAGAUUCAUAAUUUUCAUUUGUUAAAACAAACAUUACAAAUAGUGAAAUUAAAUGUGA
This is a messenger RNA of Ostrinia furnacalis (Asian corn borer), 1716 nucleotides long. RefSeq names its product protein takeout. Gene Ontology annotation, biological process: multicellular organismal reproductive process. The record is from RefSeq and is a predicted model, not a curated record. Lineage: Eukaryota; Metazoa; Arthropoda; Insecta; Lepidoptera; Crambidae. Bases 112 to 840 code for a protein of 242 amino acids. The transcript has 5 exons.